Molecule: messenger RNA, 870 nt
Organism: Leptinotarsa decemlineata (Colorado potato beetle)
Lineage: Eukaryota; Metazoa; Arthropoda; Insecta; Coleoptera; Chrysomelidae
Cellular component (GO): membrane
Source: RefSeq, a predicted model, not a curated record
CAAGAACGAUAUCAGUCACUCACUGACAAUUUCACACCUUACAAUGUGGUGUAUUCGGGUAUUGCUCGCGAUUGUUCUGAUUCUGAAUUCUUCAGCUGAAGAAUCGAAAAAAAGUGAUCGGAGUGAGUUCAAAAAGGCCCUAGUAAAAGACUGUGAACAUUCCUAUUCGACAAUGUGCUUGAAAUUGGAUAUCGUUUCUUGGGUGGAUAAGUUGAACGAAGACGAAUAUUUCAGUGUUUUACCUGGUGUUACAAUUGUGCGUGAAAAUGUUACCGCCAAAGCUAAUAAUGCCGAAAUAGUUGCUGAUCUAGCUCGAGAUUUUCCCAACGAUCAGGAUGCCAGACUGGAUGCUUUUUUGUUGAAGAAAGUAUACGGGUACCUGAAUAAUCAUUCCAUAAGGCUCAGUCUCUUCAACCAAGAUAGUGCUGCUACCGGACGCAAAGGCGGUGGUGGUUUUGGAGGCGGUGGUAAAAAAGGGGAUGGAGGAAUGGGCAUGAUUCUAGCUAUGGGUGCCAUGAUGAAGGGAACUCUGAUGGCUCUAGCUCUUGGAGCUCUGGCUGCUCUUGCUGGAAAAGCUUUAAUGACCGGUUUGAUUUCCCUUCUACUUUCUGCCAUGGUUGGACUAAAGUCACUCUCCGGUGGAGGUGGAAAAACUACAUACGAAGUAGUUUCUAAGCCUGUGUACACACAUUCCAGUUCACAUUCUUCCGCCCAUGAGGAUUAUGGUCACCAUGGGCAUUCAGGAUAUGGAAGAAGUUUCGAUGACGUACCAUUGCCGAUGGGACUACAGCCAGAGUACAAACCCGCAUGAGAAGUUAUUUCGCUUUUUUUUAUUUAUUUUUCCAUACUCAAUAAAUUAUUUAUUUGUUU